UUUACGAAUUAGAGUUAAAAGAGUGAUGCAAAUUUCAAAUUCUGUAUUUAUUCUUUUCGGGAACCCAACGGUCGUGAACGCGAUUUUCUAGUUUCCAAAUUUAAGAGCGUUUCUGCGGCAGGGUCAUUAGAGGAAGAACGCGAUGGAGAAAGAGUCAUCAGUGGAAGGAACUCCACUUCGACCCAUAUUUUGUCUCAAAAGAAAGAUGGACAUGAAGCCAUUUGACGACGUUUAUGACUGUUUCAUCCUUGAUUUUGAUAACUCCGAGUGUAUUUCCGACCUAUCUCUUUGCUUUGACGAUGAUCUAUCUGUUAUUGCAGAAAGGGCAAGGGUGGCAUGCAGAGAUUACCCACAUGCAAGGCAUCUUUGUCUCAACUACCCAUUUGACACAACACCACAUGAGAACUUCUGUCAACUGUGCUACUGCUAUGUCUGUGAUUCGGCUGCUCCUUGCAAGUAUUGGAAAGAUUCAAAGUCAGCGCAUUGCCAUGCCUCAGAGAGCAUUAUUUGGAAGGCACAAAGGAAAUUGGGCAGAAAGCAGCGUCCGCUUGGCAACUGAACAGUAUUCUAACUGCAUUGCCCAUUCUUAUCUUUUUUGGUUCACAACAUUUUGCACCUGCAAUAGUAUAUGAAACAGGCAGGGGUCAUCAGCUGGUGCUAGUUAUUUAUUGUGCUAUCAGUUAGUCGAAUUCAUGCUCUGAAUUUGAGAUUUUGGUAGUAGAGAUAGGUGGGAUGUUAUCUGCUACUGGGUUUUGCAUAUAAGGAAUGCCAACGUUUUUGCA
Molecule: messenger RNA, 782 nt
Organism: Ricinus communis (castor bean)
Lineage: Eukaryota; Viridiplantae; Streptophyta; Magnoliopsida; Malpighiales; Euphorbiaceae
Exons: 3
Coding region: 143-559 (138 amino acids)
Source: RefSeq, a predicted model, not a curated record